Molecule: messenger RNA, 3933 nt
Organism: Cyclocybe aegerita
Lineage: Eukaryota; Fungi; Basidiomycota; Agaricomycetes; Agaricales; Hemipholiotaceae
Source: the annotation of a GenBank genome assembly
AUGUCAAGAAGCUAUACUUUGGGCAACUGGGAUGGUGGCCUUUCGAGCUUUGGAGGUCACAGUCGAGAACAACUUCAAGUCGCAAGCGUACAGGCGCCAACAGCGUACAUGGACUCUCUUGAAAACAUGAACACCAUCCCAACAUCUAUUCUACCCUCCUCCCACCCCCAUAUGAGUAACGGAAACUUUGGGCUCAAAGAAGCGGUAGCAGGCCAAGGCAGUGGACCAACCACAAACGGGGAUCACGGUUCGCCUGAAGCGUUGCUCACGCCGACGACAAGCUCAGAGCUUGCACGUACUGCCGCACAGGAGCCCAUCAGUUUAUUAAGGGACAAUGCCCCCAUUCACCCCAUCACUACAGACGCGUCAAAUACCUUGGAGCCCCCAAAACUCGCGUUUGUUCCUAUCGCAAAUUCACCACUUUUCCAAACUUUUACACCCCGGACGCGUAAACCUCCUUCCAUCGACACGAAUACAAGCCCAACCCCUGUCGGAAUAGUCCGGCCUCUAAAUACAAAUACCAAGUCUUUGAGGCGCGACUCCAACGCCUCAGAGCCCAUUUCCAUCCAUACAGAGGAUGCAGAAGGAGAGGAGGACGAUGACGAUGUUAUCGUGGUGGAUCACUUGCUGGUAAGCGCUUGCGCUCCGACAGCCUUUCGCGACGUCGAGAUCGUAUCUUUACGGUCACUUCCUCAAUCAAACGAAGAACGGUCGGAACAGAGCAGAACUCAGUCGUCUCAUUCUGGUCGCGACUCCCUCUUCACCCCGCCACCCUCUUCAGAUGGAAUUAUACCAUUAGACAGGUUGUUUACCCCCGACCCACCUAAUCGUCGCGGACAUCUUCCAGUUAUCCCGCCCACCCCCUCUCCACCACCUCCUCGCCUGAUUAUGUCUCAUAUUCAGGUGCCUCCUCUACGACGGCCCAAAUCUGAAUAUGUCUGGCUCGAUCGACUCGUUGGACCGCCCAAGCGGGCUAAGAAACCCAACAUUCCUUCUCAAGGACCUUCCGGCCUCAGAGAUGCCCUGCAAGCAGCGUGGAGUAAUAAUUUGGAGCUUGGGACGGAGCCAGUCCCGGAAGGAGACGUGACUCGGAAGAAGAGGAAAAAGAACGAGCGACGAGAAGGGCACCUCAACGCGGUCGCGGGUCCUUCCAGCUUGGCGACAAGUAGCUCGACCAGCGGUCUAAACAUGGAGCCCAAGGUCUUCAAGUACGAAGGACCGAAGAAGGAGAGACGGCAGGGCGACGGGUCGGAGAAGAGGGUUAAACGGCCGCGGAUAACGAUUGAUCUGACAGUGUCGGACGAAGACCGCCUCCAGAAAACAAAGUACAAGCCUCUCCUUCCAAAACAACAUAAACAAUCAAAACAACCUCCGCCUCCAUCGUCGCUACCAGUUAUAAAGAAGAAACCCGCUCGGCCUGUUUCAUGUCUGAUGUCGGACGUGAUUAUACCCGUUCCUUCUCAGGUGCUGGCCUUCAACACUCGCUUUAUCUGGAGGAUGUGUGGCAAGGAGAACAUAAGCUCCCCCUCCCAUGACUUUGACUUUGAUCCUUGGAGCAUAUCCUCUUGGAAGCGUACAUCUCUUUGCAGCGUUGAAGACUCCUCUUCCUAUCUUUUUGACGAAGACGAGGCCGUGAUGUCGGUCGGAGGAACGUCGAGGUCGGUAUGGGAAGAGGAUUUUCGCCAGCCCGCGGAGGGUGAUUAUGAUUCGGACGACUCUUCGGUGGUCGUUAUCGAAUCACUUCCGCGGGAGCAAGUGCAGCCGGUGCCUCCACCUCCACCCCCUCAGCAACCUCCGCAACCGCCCAAAAAGAUUGACCUGGCCGAGCAGUUUCGAAAGAAGAAAAAAGCGAAGCAAAAACAGGUGCCCUCGCCGUUAUCCAAGAAACAGCGCUCUUCCAACCCACAACCCCAUCGCACACCCUCUUCCGACACUCUCUCCUACCCAACGCCAGCGUCUUCUAUCCAUGUCCAGAGCAUAUCUUCUUCGGUGUCGAUUGAUUCAGACUCCAACCGGGAUGACGCCUCCAUCGCUAGCUCGUAUCCUUCCGCUAAAGCUCUUGGUAAACGCAAAGCCAUCAGUCCGCCUCUCUCGACGUCCCUUAUGCAAUCCUUCCGACCUUGUCCAUCAUCAUCACUGUCCGUAUCACCGCGACAUGCCGUUGCACACCCCAAUGGCAACCUCGACGUUUUCAUUCACCCAUAUGCUUCGCCCUUGGACGCUUUGGCUGAUUAUCGCUCGGGUUCUGCCUCGACCGAGGAACAAGCAGACCCCGUUUACAACAAUCAUCAUAGGAAUAACACUCCUUCGUCUCCAGAUCUCUACCAAGCUCCCGACACGAUCGCUGAAGCAGCGUUCUUGACGGAUGCGAUGCCUCCUCUUAACGACUUUGAGACUAUCCAAACGGAGCUUGAAGAUCCAUGGGCGUCGCUAGCUGAUUCUAACCUCGGGUACAAGUUCGAUACCAUCGAUCCUACGCUUUUGGGAGGCGAGCCGGUUGUCAUCGGUCGUGAAGAUUCGCCGUCAGUGGCAGGUCAGAGUCAGUCGCAAGCGCAGAGGUCGUGGGUCUAUACGUCAAGCUUGAAUGUUCCUCCUUCUCCCUCGUCUUCUUCGACAUCUUUGUCUUCGUCUUCAUCCUCGAAACCCCUUGCAUCUAGGCCUAGGUUCUCGAAAGCAUUACAAGACGAGGGUGCUAUCUCUACUCCGACCACCACUCCGGAUGGACUGGAAAUCGAGGAUGAUGGUGCUAGCACUGCGGACAUCGACGCGGAUUCUAUGCCUGAGAUGACAGCGGACCGUCCUCGACGCCGAAAGCUGCAGCGUCGGAGGUUGGCGGACAUGGUGCCCAUUGACGAAAUCGACACUUUUGCAACCACAACGACGUCGGAAUACCGCUCCUCUUCGUCGUCCGAUGAAGAAGUAUCUCAGAGUGUGGUUUCAAGCAGGAUACGGCGUCCGACAUCGAAGGUUAUCUAUGAGAGCAUACACGUCAACCGCCCAGUUCCUGAGGAGGUGAAGAGGGGUGUACCAACGAAAACGAAGCCUUUUCCUGAGACGAAUUGGCCCACCACGAAGAACGAUGCGUAUUGCCAUCAAUGUCGCCGUAAGACCUUUUUGGUCAAGCUAUAUUGCUCAGAGUGCACGAAGCUGUUUUGUGUUCGGUGCUUAACGAACCGAUACCCUGAUCAAACAUUUGACACCUCAAAAGCUACGAGGAGCUGCCCAUAUUGUGAAGGUUACUGCAACUGUACAGUUUGCUGCAAAAAGCGAGGCGCUGUCUAUGUGUCCUCCAGGAAAGUGUCGAAGAAUCCCUUUUCUGGCGAGGUUAUUCCCGUAAAUCAACCUAUACAGCGCACCACCCUCGGAGGCAAGACCAACCUUCCGCCCCCCGUCACAUUCCAUCAGCCGCCACCGCAGCCGCCACCUCAGCCAGCCAAUGCCGUGUACUGGGGCACUGUAUACGACCUCUCAGGCAAGCGAAUCGGCAGAAGCUACUUUGACCCCAAGGCAGCUGCAAGCCAUGUCCAUGUCGAGAAGCCAGUCGACCCGACCCCGUUCGCACCGCGCAAGCCGGCGAUGACGGCCAGGAGGAUGUUCGUUGGCAAGAUCCAGCGCUCUUGGGGCCUCGGCCAACACCCGAAGUUCUGCGAGUUCAAUCCUCCGGCGCGAGCAAAGAAGUCGUCAGCGAAGCGCGAGCCGAGGCGAUAUAUAGGCGACAAGAAAUUCCUGUCAUAUCGGUUCUACGCUGAAGGGUCUUCGUUGUCGUCCAUGGAGGAAGAUGAGACUGAUGACGAUGACAAUGGUUGUGGUGCUGGUGCUGAAGGACAAACGGAGGGUAAAGAGACUUUUUCGCCUAACAGUUUGGGGGACGAGGAUAUCGCCCGUGCAAUUGGGCUUGCACUGUCAGCAUGUGGAUGGAUUGUCGAGAUCUAA